Molecule: messenger RNA, 1579 nt
Organism: Filobasidium floriforme
Lineage: Eukaryota; Fungi; Basidiomycota; Tremellomycetes; Filobasidiales; Filobasidiaceae
Product: phosphoglycerate kinase
Exons: 11
Coding region: 139-1401 (420 amino acids)
Biological process (GO): glycolytic process; gluconeogenesis
Cellular component (GO): cytosol
Molecular function (GO): phosphoglycerate kinase activity; ADP binding; ATP binding
Source: RefSeq, a predicted model, not a curated record
GGGAGGGACUUGGCGAGUUCUCCCCCAAACAGUCACGACGAUGAUGAUGACGAUGAUAUCGUCAACCUCAUCGAUUGAUCACUCUCUUGACAUCCACACUCCAAGUCCUAUACCCAAAACCCUACACCUUAUUCAACCAUGUCCCUCUCGAGCAAGCUCACCAUCACCGACGUCUCCCUCAAGGGCGAAAAGGUCCUCAUCCGGGUCGAUUUCAACGUUCCUCAGGACAAGAAGACCAACGAGAUCACUAACCCUGCUCGAAUCGUCGCUGCGUUGCCUACCAUCAAGUAUGCUAUCGAGCAAGGCGCCGCCUCGAUCGUCCUGAUGUCCCACCUGGGCCGACCGGACGGUCACAAGGUCGAAAAGUACAGCUUGAAGCCUGUCGCCGACAAGCUCUCCGAACUCCUCUCCAAGCCGGUGACCUUCCUGCCGGACUGCGUAGGCAAAGAGACCGAGGAGGCCGUCAAGAACAGUAAAGAUGGAGAGAUCUUUUUGCUCGAGAAUCUGAGGUUCCAUGCCGAGGAGGAGGGGUCUAGCAAGGAUAGUGAGGGGAAGAAGGUUAAGGCCGACAAAUCCGCCGUCGAAGCGUUCCGCAAAUCCCUCACUUCCCUAGGAUCGAUCUACAUCAACGACGCCUUUGGGACCGCCCACCGAGCGCACUCGUCCAUGGUCGGCGUCCAGCUGCCUAAACGUGCCGCAGGGUUCUUGAUGAAGAAGGAGUUGGAGUUCUUCGCCAAGGCGCUAGAGAGCCCGGAGAGGCCGUUUUUGGCCAUCUUGGGUGGGGCCAAGGUUCAGGAUAAGAUCCAGUUGAUCGAUCACAUGUUGGAUCAGGUCAACUCGCUCAUCAUCUGCGGAGGAAUGGCCUUUACCUUCAAGAAGAUCGUCGACGGCGUCGAGAUCGGCAAAUCGCUCUUUGACGAGGCCGGCGCUGAAAAGGUCAAGGACUUGGUCGCCAAGGCUAAGAAGAACAAUGUCGAGCUCGUCUUCCCCGUUGACUACGUCACCGCCAAGGACUUUUCCAACGACACCGAGCGUGGUACCGCUACCGACGCCGAGGGUAUCAAGGCCGACUGGCAAGGGCUCGACUGUGGUGAACAGUCCAACAAGCUCUUCAGGGAGACCGUCUUGAAGUCCAAGACCAUCCUCUGGAACGGACCCGCUGGUGUCUUCGAGUUCUCCAACUUUGCUGGAGGUUCGCUCGCCCUCUUGGACGCUGCCGUCGAGGCCCAGAAGAACGGAUCGACCGUCAUCGUCGGAGGAGGUGACACCGCCACCUUGGUCGCCCAGCAAAACGCCGAAGACAAGCUCGCUCACGUCUCCACUGGAGGUGGUGCCAGUUUGGAGCUCCUCGAGGGAAAGAACUUGCCCGGUGUCGCCGAGCUCUCGGAGAAGAGCGCUUGAGCGGAUCCGUCGUCCAGGCCGAGAUUGCGCUUUGUCGAACAGGUUGCGAGGAGGUUCUCACGGGAGUGUGGUAGACGAUUGCGUGAAAAGAAAAAACCAAUAGAUUAGUUUUGCAGGAUUGUUGACCGUCACUUGUCAGAUGUCAGAUGUCGUAUGUGAUAUGUCAAGGUCCACGGAA